This is a messenger RNA of Lepus europaeus (European hare), 2252 nucleotides long. It is a transcript of the gene PPP1R8, whose product is annotated as protein phosphatase 1 regulatory subunit 8. Gene Ontology annotation, cellular component: nuclear speck. Gene Ontology annotation, molecular function: mRNA binding; protein binding; protein serine/threonine phosphatase inhibitor activity. The coding region runs from base 53 to 1108 and encodes 351 amino acids. The transcript has 7 exons. Lineage: Eukaryota; Metazoa; Chordata; Mammalia; Lagomorpha; Leporidae. The record is from RefSeq and is a predicted model, not a curated record.
UCCAGUUUCCCGGCGUGCUCCGGGCCCGCCAAAUGGGAGGGGGAGACGCAAGAUGGCGGCAGCCGCGAACUCCGGCUCCAGCCUCCCGCUGUUCGACUGCCCGACCUGGGCAGGUAAGCCCCCACCUGGUUUACAUCUGGAUGUGGUCAAAGGAGAUAAACUAAUUGAGAAACUGAUUAUUGAUGAGAAGAAAUAUUACUUAUUUGGGAGAAACCCUGAUUUGUGUGACUUUACCAUUGACCAUCAGUCUUGCUCUCGGGUCCAUGCUGCACUGGUCUACCACAAGCAUCUGAAGAGAGUUUUCCUGAUAGAUCUCAAUAGUACACACGGCACUUUCUUAGGUCACAUUCGGUUGGAACCUCACAAGCCUCAGCAAAUUCCCAUCGAUUCCACAGUCUCAUUUGGCGCCUCCACAAGGGCAUACACUCUGCGUGAGAAGCCUCAGACAUUGCCGUCGGCCGUGAAAGGAGAUGAGAAGAUGGGUGGAGAGGAUGACGAGCUCAAGGGCUUGCUGGGGCUUCCAGAGGAGGAAACCGAGCUUGAUAACCUGACAGAGUUCAACACUGCCCACAACAAGCGGAUUUCAACCCUCACCAUUGAGGAGGGAAAUCUGGACAUUCAGAGACCAAAGAGGAAGAGGAAGAACUCCCGAGUGACUUUCAGUGAGGAUGAUGAGAUCAUCAACCCAGAGGAUGUGGAUCCCUCAGUUGGUCGCUUCCGGAACAUGGUGCAAACAGCGGUGGUCCCAGUCAAGAAGAAGCGCGUGGAUGGCCCUGGCUCGCUGGGCCUGGAGGAGUCAGGGAGCAGACGCAUGCAGAACUUUGCCUUCAGCGGUGGACUCUACGGGGGCCUGCCCCCCACACACAGUGAAGCAGGCUCCCAGCCACAUGGCAUCCACGGGACAGCACUCAUUGGGGGCUUGCCCAUGCCCUACCCGAACCUCGCCCCUGAUGUGGACUUGACUCCCGUCGUGCCGUCAGCAGUGAACAUGAACCCUGCACCAAACCCUGUGGUCUAUAACCCUGAAGCUGUAAAUGAACCCAAGAAGAAGAAAUAUGCAAAAGAGGCUUGGCCGGGCAAGAAGCCCACACCUUCCUUACUGAUUUGAUAUUUUUGGUCAUGGAAAAGGGUGGGGCUGGGUGGGAACGGGGUGGAAGGGUGUUGGGGAGCUAAUGAACUAGGGAGAAAACUUUCCAUGUGUGCAGUAUCGUCUUUCAGAAUGUCUCCUGGGGUCCUAACCAUGUAAAUUAAAAGUAGGGGUGGGGGAAAUGUCCCCUAAAGACCUGUCUUUGGAACCUGGCGUAGAGAGAGUUUCCUGUGUCCUUUCACAGGCAGCCCUGGCCCUGGCUCUUGCCCAGGCCUUCGUUGCCUCCUCCUCCCUCUCUUUUCUUUCUAGGAUCAUUUUUAUGUGAAGUCACAUACCCCGGGGAGGCUCCAGGCUCUCAGGUUGACUCCAGGAGCCCCCAGCCCUGGGGGUCCAGCAGCCUAGUUAGUAUUUACUAUCCUUACGAGUCCCAGGAAGCGGAAGGGUUGCUCUGGAUCCCGGGUCCGUCAGCCAGAGAGUUGAGAGCUGUUCAGCUGAGCUAGGGUUGCAACUCCAAAAUGUUUCCUGGGUCAGCGGUUCUGAGGUCCAAUGGGCUUUUCUCCUUUAUGCUUUCUGUUAGAUGGAGACAUGCUGCCUUUCCUUCAUCCGUGCUUGGUGCCAUUGACGCUGGUUUAUAGUUUUACUGUGCAGUAUUGUUUGAACUUUAUCUGUUUCCUUGUCAAAUCUGAGCACUCCACUGAAUUCCUGAGUACUGCCCUCUUGCCUCUGCAGGUGUGCCACGAAGGCGAUUUCUAUAGGAUACGACCAGUUAGGGCGACUCAGACUGCAAAGGAGAAGGUUUCACUGGGCAGUCGCUGUUGUAGCUGUUGGUUUGCAGGCUCCCUCCCCCCGCCCCCCCAGAUUGAGAGCUCUCGUUCUUCAGAGCUCCAAGGCUAGACCUGGCUAACAAACAUAGGAGACAGAGGUAGGAAACGUCGAGAUGAGCUUUGUACAGAGAUUUGUACAUUUGUGUAAUAGGCCUUUUCACGCUUUAUGUGUAGCUUUUUACCUGUAACCUUUAUUACAUUGUAAAUUAAACGUAACUUUUGUCACUUGGGUGCAGUCUGUAACUCUGCCACGGCGCUGAUUCCCACUGCCAUCAGGGAGCGUUGUGAAAGGCUCGGCUCGGGGCUGGGAGGCGAUGCUCUGUCCCCGUUUCAUUACUGCA